GGUUAUCGAGUCGUCGGAGUUAGUCUAACGUGAAACGUUAUCUCGACAUCUACUGUCAACGAUGUUUCGAAUCACCCUUGUCGCCGGUUUCCUUAUCGCCGCUCUGGCGAUGGUUUCAGCCGAGGAACUCUACUCCGACAUACACGACGACAUUGACGUGAUGGGAAUUCUCGAAAACCCUGAGGUUCGCAGGAAAUAUUACGAGUGCUUCAUGGAUUUGGGACCAUGCCUUACCGAGGACGCGAAAUUCUUCAAAGGACAUUUUCCGGAUGCAGUAGCCAGUCACUGCCGUAGAUGCACGGAUAAGCAGAGGGAGCAUUUCGACACCGUGGCUGUAUGGUACACCGAAAACGAACCGGAAGAGUGGAAAUCUCUGAUCGCUAAGGGCAUCGCGGAUGCCCACGCCGGGAAAUAAGGCAGAGGCUGAAGGAACAUCGAUCCUAGAAUGCCGACCAUUGAGUGAAAACUCCUGGAUACCCAAUAUUAAUUACUACAUCUUGGUAUUUCAAUUGUAUAUGCUUGUAAUAUCAAAAUUCUGUAUGCGUAUUUCGUUAUUGUUGUUGAAAUUCUUGUGAAAGCACAUUAUUGUUCCGACGUACAAUCAUGGAUGUUCAAUGCAAUAUUUCUUGUUCAAA
Molecule: messenger RNA, 635 nt
Organism: Diprion similis
Lineage: Eukaryota; Metazoa; Arthropoda; Insecta; Hymenoptera; Diprionidae
Product: ejaculatory bulb-specific protein 3-like
Exons: 2
Coding region: 62-415 (117 amino acids)
Source: RefSeq, a predicted model, not a curated record